CCUCCUCCAGGUAGGGCGGAGCUGUUUCUACCUUGACAGGAGUGUGGUUCAAAAAUGGCGUUAUAGUCGGACUUCAGAGUGCUUUCACAGUUUUUCACAGAUAUUCACAGUCAUUUCUGUGUCCAAACGUAUCGGUUUCGGUAUGAGCCAGCCGUCCCGUUCAAACCGGGGACACCGGGAGAGAAACGGAGACCACCGAGACUCUUCACACGGUGACAGACGUUCACCGGGCGACAGGUCUUCCUCUCGAGCCCCGUACCUCCCCAGAGAAGGCAACGCCCCUCCCAAACCCAGACAUGUGCGGGAAGUCCCUAGAGUGGAGCACCACGAGUCCAAAUGCUCACACAUUUGCUCCAGAAGGGGCAUCGUGCUGAUCGUCUCUGUACUGACCAACAGCCUGGUCCUGAUCUGCCUGAUUGCGUCUCAGAUGGUGACAUCAGGCAUGUCCGCCAUGGGCGGGAUGGGCGGCUUCGACAUCAACUCCAACUUUAACAUGGAGGGCACCGAGAUGCAGAAGGCGCGCGACCUGGACAUUCAGUACAGCCAGAUGAGGGCGCCGGGCAUUUACGGUGGCAUCCCCUUCACCCUGACCCUCGGGGUCUUGUCGCUGCUGUUUGCGGUCGCCGGGAACAAGCCGCCCCACCUGAUGUCCCGGAAGCUCCUGUACGGCGCGCUGGUGUUCCAGGCGGUGGGCGCCGUGGCGGUCGUGGUGGCCGUGGGGCUUUACCUGCACUUUAUCAUCAGCGUCAACUCCACCGAUGUGUGUAAGCAGCGCGAGAGGCUGUACGCCCGGAGCGGCUACACCUGGAUGAACUGUAACGUGAGCGGGGGGGACGCCGCCGUGGCCCUGUUUGCGCUCAUCACGGCCAUCCUGUACGCCGCCGGCACAGCGCUCACCUUCCAGACGAUUCGGGGAGUGAGGCGCUACCUGGAGGAGGGAAAGCGCAGAGAGGCGGAAAAACAGAAGGCCCGAGCCGACUCCAACACAUCCCCGCUGAGGGCUGAAACCAUCUUUGUGUGAGAGGCCAGAGAAGAGACAUCUCGGGGGAGGAGGGGGGGUGUCUGUGUCCCAGAUAAGAUUAGCAGGGUCCCCCCGUCUUAGUCGACUAAUCAGUCGUUUUGCCCCCUAGUCAUUUCUUUUUAAUGUUUUUUCAUGCUGAAUGACUUAUUCCCAAGAAACCUAUGAGCAAAUCUCUGGUAAACCUUUGCAUGAUUCUUUGUGGAGAAACUCAGUUUUAAAGAUCUGUCCAAUAAUUCAACUAAUCGAUUAAUCAAUAAAAUCAUAAGAGUUUUAGACGACUAGGAAUUUCUUUAGUCAAGGACAGCCCUUAAGACUAGUGGGUUAACCAGCUGUCUUUGGGCCUGAAGGAGGGUGUCUGCUCUAAUGAAGCUGGCUCCCUUUAUAUAUGGGGGGGGGUAUAUAGGGGUAGAGCCCUGUAGAAUAGAUGUUAAAGUUAUGUUCAGAGCAUCAGAUCAUUCAUCAUUGGCUUCUAUGAUUUAUUUUUUUAAUGAUAUCUAACUGAACCAGUUAGUAACCAGCUUCUUCAGCUUCAGUCAUCCGGGCAGCGUGGUGGUAGGUUUGGGUACCGUUUGGAUUUUUACGAUUCCGAUGCCGAACCGGUACUGUUAAAACAAUUCCAAUUCCUAAACCGAUUCUUGAAAAACUGAAAAAUGACGUCAAAGAAAGGCUCUUUUUAUAGAAUUUUUAUUUAUUUUUUAAUUGAAAAUGAUUUAAAUUUAACAAUAUAUUAAAGUUUUAAAGUACUUAAAUAUAUAAUAAGAAAGAGUGUGAUAUUUUUUACAUCCGUUUUGGAGCGACAGAGAAAAUAUUUCAGUCGACACAUUAAGUGAAACCGAAAUGAGGAACCUAAAUUUGCGUUCUAAUCCGGUCCGAUUCCUACCGGUUCCAUAGUGGAACCAGGUUUCGGCACCCAACCCUAUGUGGUUGUACUCAAGACGGGUCUUGGUCUCGAGAACGCUAUUUAAAGGUUUUGUCUCCGAACCGACCGCAUUUUUCCUCGGUUUUGGCUCAGAAAAAAAAAAAAAAAGGACUCUGGAUUUGAUUUCAAAACCAGUCAAGACCACAAACUGCCUUUUUGAUUAUUUUAUCAAGGCAUUUCUCGUGAUCCACUUAUCGCAGUUAAAGAGGUGGAUGAAGAAGAAUCUUAAUUUGUUUUCAGUGGGUGUGUUAUUUUUUUUAAUGGGAAUGUGGAUAUUUCCGAGCAAUUUGAAGAGUGACUAUAGUUAGCAUUUUGCACAUUUUAUCAUGGCAUUGGUCUGGAACUGGUCUGGUCUCGGUUUAGGUGGUCUCGACUACAACACUGCACCCAGGAGGAUCAUUUCUGUUCAGAGGAGUGUGAAGUGAAGCCAGGGAGCUCAAGUUUAACUUUGGGAUAGAGGUCCAACCUGGGAGGAAGUACACUUUCAUAUGAACUGUUUUUUAUGAUGGAUUAGACUGUGUGAACUCAGGCAGGGAUUUAGAUAAAUGUUUUUUUUAACAUGUAUACUAGUAUGAUUAUUGUGUUUUUAUAUCAAAGUGGGGCUUCAUAAUGCAAUGUUUUUGAUACUGAAACUGUACAAGAAUGUAUCUACUCAAAUUAAAACUCCAUCAACGUGAUUCUA
Perca flavescens (yellow perch) is the source of this 2622-nucleotide messenger RNA. RefSeq names its product MARVEL domain-containing protein 3. Gene Ontology annotation, cellular component: membrane. The record is from RefSeq and is a predicted model, not a curated record. Bases 143 to 1021 code for a protein of 292 amino acids. Lineage: Eukaryota; Metazoa; Chordata; Actinopteri; Perciformes; Percidae. The transcript has 4 exons.